Messenger RNA from Andrographis paniculata, 1546 nucleotides. RefSeq names its product glucan endo-1,3-beta-glucosidase 13-like. NCBI's taxonomy places the organism in Eukaryota, Viridiplantae, Streptophyta, Magnoliopsida, Lamiales, Acanthaceae. The record is from RefSeq and is a predicted model, not a curated record. The coding region runs from base 157 to 1362 and encodes 401 amino acids. Gene Ontology annotation, biological process: carbohydrate metabolic process. Gene Ontology annotation, cellular component: plasma membrane. Gene Ontology annotation, molecular function: hydrolase activity, hydrolyzing O-glycosyl compounds. The transcript has a single exon.
GUAAAAAAAAAUCUACUGCUCCUCCCGCACAGUAUAAUUUCCUACUUUCUCCUCCAACGCAGAGUAACUGAAUUUGGCGCCAAAAAUGUCUACCACUAAACCCUUAGUACUGUAACCUAAAACCGCCCAUUUUGCAGAGAGAACUUUUCCGGCAAGAUGCCUACUCGAUUUUUCUGCGCCGCGGCGGCGGCCGCCGCCGCCGCCGUCGUCUUCGCGCACCUCUUCUACUCCAUCUCCGCCACCACCGUCGGCGUCACGUACAAUCCUUCCGCUCCGAACCUGCCGCCGCCGGAACGCGUGAUCUCGACUCUCAUGGCUCUCCGAAUCUCCGCCGUCCAACUCAUCGAGCCGACCCCCGCCGCCGUCCGCGCCUUCUCCUACACCAAUAUCAGCCUCCUCAUCUCCGUCCCUAACCGCCUCAUCCCCACCUUCGCCGCCAACCGCUCCUCGGCGGACCUCUGGGUUCGCUCCUUCGUAUUACCAUUCUACCCUCGCACUCGAAUUUCCCUAAUCUCCGCCGGCUCCGACGCCAUAACCUCCGUUUCGAUCACCGAUCCGACCGUCGACACCUCGACGGUGCUCCUCCCGGCGCUGCGCAACCUCCGCCGCUCGCUCAUCGAUUUAGGGAUUCGAACCAUCCCUGUUUCCACGACCUUCUCUUUUAUCGACGUUAUGACGACGGCGUUUCCGCCGUCGGCCGCCGAGUUUCAAGAACCGAUCGGAUCUCUGAUCAUCCGCCCGCUGCUUCAAUUCCUGGACGAAAGCAACUCAUCCUUCCUGAUCAAUUUAUAUCCGUACAACGUCUACAGAAUCAACUCCGAGAUUCCGGUCGCCUUCGCCCUGUUUCAGGAACAUCCGUUCAAUUUCCGGGACGACGUCAUCACCGGAGUGCGGUACCGGAACCUGUUCGACAUGAUGGUGGACGCAGUGAUAGCAGCCAUGGCAGUUUCCGGUCAGGAGAACAUUCCGGUGAUCGUGGCUGAGACCGGUUGGCCUAGCGAUUCCGAGAGCCAGGCCGGAGGGAAUUACGCCGAGAUGUACCUGAAAGGUUUGGUUGCGCACCUGAGGUCGGGGAUCGGGACGCCGUUGAGUAAAGAUGGGGCAGCUGAGGCCUACAUUUACGAGCUGUUUGACGAUGAAGGCGGAACGAAUUCGACGGAAGAGGCGAAGGGUAAAACUGCGGCUGCGAUGAGCCGAGGCUCCGGGGCCGGGGCCGGACAGCGGUGGGGGAUCUUGUAUCCGAAUAUGACAUUGAAGUAUGAUCUUCCUUUCUCUGGUUCGUUGAGGGCUCUAAGUUUGGGUAGCAAAAGAUUGUUGGAGCUGUCUCUGGUGAGUUUUGUGCUGUUCUUGUUUACAGUGUGAAAAUUUGUUGGCUUUUUUGCUAAAAACUGCAGAAUCGAAUAGAAUUUCUUAGUGUAUUAAGCUGAUGGUUUUUUGUGAUUCUUUGAUUGAUUGGAUAGUGUCACUGAUUGCUGCUGUUGGUAGUGAUUUUGUUAGAAUUGGGGAUUGAAUUUUGCAAUUUGAGUCUGAUUUGACAACUUUUUCA